AUGCUGUCGGCGACCAACCGCCAGCAACCAGACGGCUUUGGGCAAGAACCUCAUCAUGUUCAAGCCGAGUUGUGCGCUAUGCUGGAGUUUGGACUAUCUCAGGUCAGGCUUGACGCUGUGUCAGGAACAAUAAAGGACCCUGUGUGGACAACAGCGACUCGAAAACGCCGGAUUGCAUUUGACGUCUUUCGACGCGCCGAAUUGACCAUUCGCCUCUAUGUAAAGCCGACGAAUCUUCCUGGAGGCGCCCAAGAUAUAUUCCUUGGCGGUUCCAAGAUUUUCCCUCAAGUACACGACAUGUCUGCCCUCAACAUACAUUGGUGCCCAGUUGUGGGUAGCACUGGGAAAGUAAAGAUUGAGCUUGAAUAUAAGCCAAGCUCUGCGACAGCCACUGGGCCUCUGAAGCACAUAGCCACUAUAGGAGAUAGCAGCAGACUAGGCUAUGUUUCUCAGAUUCUCAAGACAAACACUAAUCGCGUCCAACGAUUAGGAUCGAAUGGAACAUUGGAAAUCAAGUCACAUCCGUUCUUUGACGGCAUAGACUGGGAUAGGCUCGCUCGGCGUGAAUAUGAGCCGGCGUUUAAGCCACCAAGGAUAGCAAUAUUCUUUGAGCAUCGACGAGCAGGACCAGCAACAAUGAACGAGCUAUUGGAACAGUUUAGCGAAUUCUCCUACAUCCACCCAACGUCAGGCCAAGACGAAGCAAACGUGUCCCUCCAGGCACUACCGGAUCCCACAGUCAAUGGUCCUGAGGAUUGGGCACUGGCCUGGGAAGAGACUGAGCAGAGGUUUUACUUCUGCAACCGCUCUACUAGAAGCAAGCAGCGAAUUGAGACUCCGGCAUGCGCCUCUCAAGAUCGACUUGGAAUGGAUUCUUCCCUCGCCUCGUCGAACCAUCCCAGCAGCGCGCAGGUCCAAGCAGCACUCGCAGCAGCCCUGCUUAAAAAGUACUUGCAUCUAGUGCCGGAAAUCCUCGCCGCUUACCGCCCAGACGUAAACUUUAGACUUGGUAUCCAAGAAAACACGCCGCUGGAAUACGCUGCAGAGCUCGAAAACGUUAGCCUUGUCCAGCUGCUGCUCGACAACGGCGCCGCUGCCACCGUUGCGCAAGGGAAGCCGCUUGAAAUAGCCACUCGCAAUAGAAACUUGCAACUUGUCAAGAUGUUCAUCCACAAGACCACGGAUCGCGUUGUCCGCACAAAGGCAUUGGGAACGGCUGUGUCUCAACGCGACACGGCCAUUGUCGCCGUCUUGCUUGCCCACGGCGUCAGGUGCGACUUUGACGAGGCAGAUCAAACAUUUCCAUUUCGAUGUUGUGGUGUAGAUGAAGCUGUAGAUGCAGCCGUUUUUGAAAACACGGGUUUUGUAGGCGGCCCGUCGCCAGAUGAGUAUCUGCCUCCGUUGGUCAGGGCUGUCUACAGCAACGAUGAGGAAUUAGUAAAGUUGCUACUCGCACAUGGCGCAAAUGUUAAUGCGCAAUAUCAUGACGCGCUAUUUUCAGAACCGUCGCCGUCGCUCAUUCAACUCCAAAGCUGCGGAACUGCAGUCCAUUUGGCCAUAGAGAUGGGGUUUGAUACUAUUGUCCGGAUCUUGCUCGACUCUGGCGCGAAUAUUUAUGAGCCUGUAGCGGCUAGAGAGUUUCAUACUUGCCAGAUGAUACCUAGAGAGACGUAUCUAAAGAUUGCACAUGGCCUGCAAGUGGCUGUGGCAGCAAAAUUGAGUGCAAUGACCUAA
Molecule: messenger RNA, 1734 nt
Organism: [Torrubiella] hemipterigena
Lineage: Eukaryota; Fungi; Ascomycota; Sordariomycetes; Hypocreales; Clavicipitaceae
Source: the annotation of a GenBank genome assembly